CGCCUAACAACGCGCCGAGAGCAAUAGAGAAAUCUAUGUUUUAGAGAGCCACACACGCAUAACGCAAGCAACACCGGCCGUCAGCAACAAAUCGCCAGCAACCAGUUACCAGCAACAUGUGUGACGACGAUGUGGCCGCCUUGGUCAUCGACAACGGCUCGGGCAUGUGCAAAGCGGGCUUCGCCGGCGACGACGCCCCCAGGGCUGUGUUCCCCUCGAUAGUCGGCCGGCCCCGCCACCAGGGUGUCAUGGUGGGCAUGGGGCAGAAGGACUCCUACGUAGGGGACGAGGCCCAGAGCAAGAGGGGCAUCCUAACGCUCAAAUACCCCAUCGAGCACGGCAUCAUCACCAAUUGGGACGACAUGGAGAAGAUAUGGCAUCACACGUUCUACAACGAGCUGAGGGUGGCGCCCGAGGAGCACCCGAUUCUAUUGACCGAGGCUCCGCUAAAUCCGAAGGCUAACAGGGAAAAAAUGACCCAAAUCAUGUUCGAAACGUUCAACACACCGGCCAUGUACGUCGCCAUACAAGCGGUACUGUCCCUCUACGCCUCCGGUCGUACCACCGGCAUAGUGCUCGACUCCGGCGACGGCGUCUCCCACACCGUCCCCAUCUACGAGGGUUACGCCCUGCCGCACGCCAUCCUGCGAUUGGACCUCGCCGGCCGCGAUCUCACCGACUAUCUGAUGAAGAUCCAGACGGAAAGGGGCUACUCCUUCACGACGACGGCCGAGAGGGAGAUCGUCAGAGACAUCAAGGAGAAGCUGUGCUACGUGGCUUUGGACUUCGAGCAGGAGAUGGCCACCGCGGCCAGCAGCACCUCCUUGGAGAAGUCGUACGAGCUGCCCGACGGCCAGGUGAUUACCAUCGGCAACGAGAGGUUCCGGUGCCCGGAGGCGCUCUUCCAGCCGUCGUUCUUGGGAAUGGAGUCCUGCGGGAUACACGAGACCGUGUACAACUCGAUCAUGAAGUGCGACGUGGAUAUUAGGAAGGAUUUGUACGCCAAUACGGUCCUGUCGGGCGGUACCACCAUGUACCCAGGUAUAGCCGAUCGUAUGCAAAAGGAAAUCACCUCUCUCGCGCCGUCGACGAUCAAAAUCAAGAUUAUCGCCCCGCCGGAGAGGAAAUACUCCGUCUGGAUAGGAGGAUCUAUUUUGGCGUCGCUGUCCACGUUCCAGCAGAUGUGGAUAUCCAAGCAGGAAUAUGACGAGUCCGGCCCUGGAAUUGUUCACCGGAAAUGCUUCUAGGUCGGAGGCCGUCUCUGAUCCGAUCAUCGAUCAGCGAUCGACGCUGUUACGUCAUUAUUUUUUGUUAUAUACCCUCUCAUUCAAAUGAACUGUAUGGAUUUUUGUUGUAAAUAAAUUGAUGCACUCCAAGUUUUUCAAAUAC
Molecule: messenger RNA, 1389 nt
Organism: Phyllotreta striolata
Lineage: Eukaryota; Metazoa; Arthropoda; Insecta; Coleoptera; Chrysomelidae
Source: the annotation of a GenBank genome assembly